Momordica charantia (bitter melon) is the source of this 3952-nucleotide messenger RNA. The record is from RefSeq and is a predicted model, not a curated record. Lineage: Eukaryota; Viridiplantae; Streptophyta; Magnoliopsida; Cucurbitales; Cucurbitaceae.
GCAAUCCCUAUUUUCUCUUAAUCUUUAUUUGGUAUCAGAGCCCACCCCUUAACCAGCUGCUGAAUCAAGUAUCUUCAAUCAAGCUUGAUCGGGGAAAUUUUCUUCUGUGGAAAAAUUUAACGCUACCCAUUCUAAGAAGCUACAAAUUGGAAGGGCAUCUCUCAUAUGAAACACCAUGUCCACCAGCAUUUGUGCAACCAACGGUAGAUACAAAUGCGACAGCAACAGGAGCAUCAAGCUCGGCAACUGCAGUGACGACAAAUCCAUCGUAUGAGUCAUAGGUACUCGUUGAUCAGCUUCUUCUUGGAUGGUUGUAUAACUCAAUGACCCUUGAAGUGGCAGUACGAGUUAUGGGAUACGAGAAUGCUAGAGACCUUUGGACAGCCAUUCAAGAAUUAUUUAGAGUUCAUUCACAAGCAGAGGAAUACUUCCUUCGCUAGGUUAGAUGAGGAGUAUAAUCCAGUAAUUGCUAUGAUUAAAGGGAGAGCUGGUAUUUCUUCGUCUGAAAUACAAGUGGAACUACUCGUCUUUGAGAAAAGACUAGAAUUUCAAAACUCACAGAAGAACACAGUAGCGUUCAAUCACACUCCUACAUUAAAUAUGGCAAAUAGCAAAUAUCCCAAUAGAGGUCAGCGCCAACAUUUGAACAAUAACCAGAACAAUAACCAGAGGAGUAGUGGAAGUCGAUAUCGUGGAAGAGGAAAAUGGAACAACAAUGAUGUCAAUCGUCAAAUAUGUCAAGUUUGUGGAAAAUCUGGGCACUCUAUAUUUGUGUGUGGCAUAGAUUUGAUAAAAAAUUUACAGGACCUAGUUAGAAUCAGACUAAGAGUAAUGGUUCCAACUCAUAUAAUGCACCUGUACAAAAUGGUGGUAACUCUCAAGGUACAACUUCUCAAGCCUUUGUUACAAUACAAAACACUAAUUCGUUUGUUGCAAAUCUGGAGACAAUGGUUGAUCCAAGCUGGUACGGUGGAUAGCGGAGCCUCAAAUCAUGUUACAGCAGACUACAAUGAUAUUAUCAACCCAGUUGAAUAUGGAGGAUAUAGUCGAGUUCAUCAUCUUUGCUCUCAAUUGGGAAUUCAGUCAAGAUUCUCCUGUCCAUAUACAUCUGCAGAAAAUGGACGGGUUGAGCGUAAGCAUCGACAUAUUGCCGAGAUGGGAUUAAUUCUACUAGCCCAAGCUUCCAUGCCAUUAAGCCUCUGGUGGGACGCCUUUCUUACGGCCACGCUAUUAAUCAAUGGGCUCCCCACUCCGGUGUUAGGUGGUAAAUCUCCUAUGGAAUUACUAAUUCAUAAAAGUAUGAAUUUUGCAUAUCUCAAGACGUUCGGGUGUGGUUUCAAUCACAAAAGCUUCAGUUUCACAUUAUCAAGUGUGUUUACCUUGGUCCAAGCCCAUCACACAAAGGACACAAAUGUUUGAGCCCAACAGGUUGGAUAUUCAUCUCUCGCCAUGUCCAAUUCAAUGAAAAUGAUUUUCUGUUUACUUUUGGAUUUCAGGCCAACCCGAAUACGUUCCCAAACCCAUCUUCUGUCCCACCCAUUACAACUUGGUUCCCACCACCAUCCAAUCUACAUCCCUUAAAUAAUGUCAAACCCACUAUUUCAGCCUCAAAUGAUGUCCAACCCAAUAUGCCACAACCCACCACCAUUCAGCCUAUUCUCAACUCUCAACCCAAUGUCCAAGUCUGCACCCAUUAUUAUACAACCUACCAAUAAUCUAUCAAAUUCCCAUCAACCUACUUCUUUAGGGCCCACACCAUAUAUCCCUCCAGACCGCAAUUUUGCCAACCCACAACCACACGUGUUUUCCAUGCCCUCAAACCCUUCACACCAAACUGUCAACCCUUACACUUUCUGGCUUCAUCACCAAGUCCGCAGAUUCCUUCAAUUUUGUCGUCGGUUCCUCAGUCAUCUAAUCCCAUGAUUACAAGGGCGAAAGAUGAAAUUUUCAAACCAAAAGUUUGGGUCAAUUACACCGUGCAAGAUUGGACUUGUACCGAACCUACUCGGGUGAAAGAUGCAUUGGAUACACCACAAUGGAAGGCAGCAAUGGAGGCUGAAUUUAUGGCCCUCAUGAGCAAUAAAAUGUGGCAUUUUGUUCCCUCCUCUCUUUCUCUUAACGUUGUUGGUAGUAAAUGGAUAUUUCAAAUCAAGCAUAAUUCGGUCAUUCAGUGGUACAAGGCUCGAUUGGUAGCUAAAGAAUUUCAUCAAAAUCUCGGGAUAGACUUCUUUGAAACAUUCAGUCCCGUUUUGGAGGCUUCAACCAUUCGAGUUGUUCUCACUCUUGUUGAGACAAAUGAAUGGGCACUUCGAAACCUUGAUUUUAAUAAUGCGUUCUUAAAUGGACGACUGGAUGGAGAUGUGUACAUGCAACAACCACCUGAAUUUGAGGAUCCUAACUAUCCACAGUAUGUAUGUAAACUUGAUAAAGCAAGUUAUGGAUUAUGGCAGGUGCCUCGAGCUUGGAACAAUACUUUAAAAUUUGUCUUAGCUUUCUGUUAGGCCUCUCAUUAGGCACACAUGUAGGAAGGGGCAAAGGGGGCAUUUCUCCCUCCUCUAACAAUUAGGAUGUUGACCUUAAGGGUCUUUUGUCUUUUGUGAGCUAGUCCUAGGGGAGAGAAUAUAUAUUUGGAGCUUCCAAGGUAUAAGGCAUGCUUUUCAUUUUGUAAGAGAUAAAUUGGACUAGCGUGGAGAAUACAGCCUUCUCGAAAGGUUGUUGUUCUUGUCUUGCUACGCUAUUUUGAAUAUCAAUAGUAAGGGGAGUUUCUUCACAAAUUUGGUAUCAGAGCACGUUCGACUAGGGCAAAAGGAAAGAUGACGAAUAGAAUCAACUGGAAGAGCGGUGCGAGUCGACUGAGAAAGAAGUGAGUGGGAUCAAGGAGGUCUUGCAGCGUAUUAGCUCUCAACUAGAGGAACAACGUAACAGAGGUGAGACAUAGAUGGAAGAGCAAUGCCAUAAGAAUGAAGAAACCCAACGGACGUUGGAAGGUUUCAUGUUGGAGGUGAAGCAAGGAAAGAGCCCGCAACCACAGUCGCUCACAAUGAAAACUCCAAAACUCCACCAUGAAGGGGAAGAACCUGAGGAGGAUCCUAAGAAGCAAGAAGAAUUGUCACCAGGGAAGGAAGAGGAGCCUGAAAGCAAGUUUAAGAAGGUAGAGAUGCCCAUAUUUUUUGGAGAUGACCCAGAUUCAUGGCUAUUUAGAGUAGAGCGGUACUUCGAGAUUCACCGCCUGAGUGAUGAAGAAAAAAUGACCGUAACGGUCAUCAGCUUUGAUGGCGCCACCCUUAAGUGGUACCGGUGGGUAGAGAGCCGACGAAGUUUUACGGAUUGGAUUGACCUGAAAACCAGGAUGUUCGAGCGGUUUAGCGAAUCAAAAGACAAAAACCUUCUUUCCACUUUCUUUCCAUUCUGCAAGAAGGAACGAUUACAGAGUACCACUAGACUUUCGAAGCAUGGCCAGCUUCGUUACCAAAUAUAGCAAACGACGUCCUCGAAAGUACCUUCAUGAAUGGGCUGGACUCGAUCGUUAGGGAGGAGCUACUAUUAUGGGAACCUAUGGGCCUCGAGCAAAUCAUGAAAAAAUUCCAACUCACUGAAGAUAGAAAUGUAUCAGUUCACUCACCAAAUGAUGCUAGCCUAAACCAUGAUUUAUUGCCAUGAUUUACCAAUAUUAUUAAUUACAAAAAUAUCCAAUUUCAUCUAUCUCCUUGUGUAAUUUCCCACUGCUUGUCAGAAGCCACAGCCGUUCGGACACAUUCAGAUUUCAACAGGUUCCUCUCCGUUUGAACACUUUUUCCUGUCCUUUUUAUUUAAAAGGUUUAAUUUCUUUCCAUUGUCUGCUUUGUCUUACUGUAAUGGGUUGUGGCUGAAUUUUUAUGAUAUUUAGUUUAUGGGUUGUGGUUAUCCAUAAUAACAACAUUUGGUUUCAAUUCAUUUUGAAUCUUUCUUACGU